Molecule: messenger RNA, 918 nt
Organism: Sporothrix brasiliensis 5110
Lineage: Eukaryota; Fungi; Ascomycota; Sordariomycetes; Ophiostomatales; Ophiostomataceae
Product: methyltransferase type 11
Exons: 3
Coding region: 1-918 (305 amino acids)
Molecular function (GO): S-adenosylmethionine-dependent methyltransferase activity
Source: RefSeq, a predicted model, not a curated record
AUGGCAACGCCUCUUGUCCAGGCCGCAUCCAGCGGAUUUCACGAUGCCGGCGCCUACGAUGCCCACCGCCCGUCGUACACGAACGAGGCUGUCACGGCAUUCAUCGGCCGCCUGAACAUUCUGGGCAGCACCGCCGGCGACGGCAAGCCGCUCAAGAUUGUCGAGAUCGGCGCCGGCACCGGCAAGUUCACCGAGAUCUUGUCGCGCCAAGCCGUCGCCAGCACCACGGCCUUGGACAUUGUCGCUGUCGAGCCCCAUGAACAGAUGCGCGCCCAGCUGUCCGCCAAGAGCCUGCCCCGCGUCACCGUCGUCAACGGACACGGCGCCAGCCUUGGCUCGGUCGCAGAUGGCACGGCCGAUGCCGUGAUCGUGGCACAGGCGUUUCACUGGUUCGCCAACUACGACGCACUCAAGGAGAUCCACCGCGUGCUGAAGCCCGGCGCCACUGUCGGUGUCAUCUGGAACAUUGAAGACUACAACAAGCCUGCCGCGUGGCCCGCCAAGGCCGCCUGGGAGCAGAGCCUCAACGACAUCAUCUGCUCCCUUGCCAGCGACGGCAGCCCGCGAUUUCGUGACGGCAAGUGGCAGCAGGCAUUUGACGACGCUGCCCGCUCCCAGGGAAAGGACAAGCCCGCCCUCUACAGUCCCCUCGCCGACGACCGCGUCUACUGGACCGUCAAGCUCGCGCCCGAGGCCCUGUGGAAGCGGCUGCUCACCCUCAGCCAGAUUGCGAACCUGCCCGAGACCGGCACCAACGAUGCGCACGAAGCGGCCGACAGCACGGCCCAGCCGACCUCGCGUGCGACGGUGCGCCGGCGGCUCGAUGCUGUGCUGGCGCGCGACGACGUGGCACGCGAUGCCAGCGGCGACGUGACGAUCCACGCACUGACCUUUUUUGCGUGGGCGCAGAAGAUUUAG